Messenger RNA from Trichomonas vaginalis G3, 1032 nucleotides. Its product is annotated as Stealth protein CR1, conserved region 1 family. The record is from RefSeq and is a predicted model, not a curated record. The transcript has a single exon. Lineage: Eukaryota; Parabasalia; Trichomonadida; Trichomonadidae. Gene Ontology annotation, cellular component: Golgi apparatus. Bases 1 to 1032 code for a protein of 343 amino acids. Gene Ontology annotation, molecular function: transferase activity, transferring phosphorus-containing groups.
AUGAGGAGAAGAAAGCUGAAUAAUCUGAUUUACAUUGUUUAUGCAUUGAUCGCUCUUUAUAUAAUCAAUGAAAUACUAUCAAGAUAUUCAUUACAUCUAUCAGUGAGUGAAUCUGUAGAUUUAGUAUAUUUGUGGGUGAAUGGAUCAGAUCCUAACCGGAUCAAGAAAUAUCACCUUGCAAAGAACAUUACUGGAGUUAAUUACUCUGAUACUAACUACUAUCGACGCUAUGUUGAGAAAAACGAACUUUUAUUAUCUCUUCGAACUGUUUAUCAGUUCAUAUCAUGGAUCAAUAAGAUUUAUAUAGUUACAAAUGAUCAGUAUCCAUUUUGGCUUAACCUAUCUCAUCCAAAGAUUAGCAUUAUUUCACAUAGUCAACUCUACGGAGAAGGAAAAACUUCAUUCAGUAGCAACUCGAUACAAUUCACGUUAAAUAAGAUUCCAAAUCUUGCGAACAAAUUCAUACUUGCUGAUGACGACUUUUUCUGGACAAAACCUAUCGAUAAAUCGUAUUACUUUACGAAAAACAAAUUAAAGUUUAGAAUAUUACGUUUUAAAGGCGAUGUAUACGAUAUGUAUGGUCCUGAUGCAACUUGCACAGAUGAUGAUGAUAAUAUCAUGGUAUUCCACAAAUCCAUAAUAGAAGCGUGGAACCUAGUCAAAAGCAAACGGAACAAGACCAAAAAUCCAAGAUUUGGCUAUUCUCAUGUUGCAAUACCUUUGUCAAAAGAGAUUUUUGAAGAAAUUUUUCAAGAGUACAACAUAUCCCAUAUGAAAGACAUCCAAUUCAGGAAAUGCGGAAUGGUACAAUUCCAAUCACUUUUCCUUUACCAUGCAUAUGCUACAGGAAGAUUAGUAAAAACACACCGUGAUUAUUAUACUACAUUCAGAGGCGAAUGUUCAGAGCAAGUGAACUACCUUCUUAAACAUAAAUCAAAAGGAGCAUCAUACUGUUUCAACAAUUGCAUGGCUCAAUAUUUCCAACAAUUAAUUGAUUUUUAUCCACCAUGCGAAUACGAACUGAAAUUAUAG